AUGGCUUCUAAAGCAGUAGUCUUUCUUGGCCUUGUUUUGGCUAUGGUCCUUCUGAUUUCCUCACACGUGGCGGCUCGAGAUCUUGCAGAAUCUUCCGAUACCAUCGAUACAUCUGAGAAAACAGAGAGCACGAAGGAGGCUGACCAGUACUAUGGCGGCGGGGGGUAUCCUGGCCGUGGAGGCUACGGCGGCGGAUAUCGAGGACGUGGUGGCUAUGGAGGCGGCGGCCGUGGUGGUCGUGGCGGCUAUGGUGGCGGCCGUGGUGGCUACUGCCGCUACGGAUGCUGUGGCCGGAGAUACUAUGGUGGCGGUUGCAGGUACUGCUGCGAGUAUGCCGGUCAGAAGGCGGAUGCCGAGCCUUGA
Molecule: messenger RNA, 363 nt
Organism: Striga hermonthica
Lineage: Eukaryota; Viridiplantae; Streptophyta; Magnoliopsida; Lamiales; Orobanchaceae
Source: the annotation of a GenBank genome assembly